AUGACCAAGCGCAUCUUCAAGAGCAUCGAUCCGACUCCGGACUGGGUCCCGUCGGGCGGUCUCGAUGUCCUGGUCCUGGCAAUCCGAGAAAUGCCCGUUUCGUCGAACGGCAAGCCUUAUCAUGAGGGGACCUUUAGAUGGGCUUUACACCACCACGUUUUCGGGGCAGUCCAA
Messenger RNA from Neurospora tetrasperma FGSC 2508, 174 nucleotides. RefSeq lists its product as uncharacterized. NCBI's taxonomy places the organism in Eukaryota, Fungi, Ascomycota, Sordariomycetes, Sordariales, Sordariaceae. The transcript is spliced from 2 exons. The annotation marks the transcript as partial. The record is from RefSeq and is a predicted model, not a curated record.